AAACCCUCUCAUUUGUAGAUCAUAAACCUCACUUCUACUUUUCUAUCUCUCUAGUCUCUCUUCAAAUUCUGAAAGCAAAUUCUCUCUUAACUCUCAUUAAUGGCAGACGACAGUAUGGAUUCUGAUGCAUGCGUUGGCUUCAAACGCAGAAUCCCUGAUUUCAAAGAAACUCCAAUUCUUGAUCUUCACCAACAACAAGAAUCCACCAAUUCUUGUUCUGCUGUUUCCACUACUCCACAACUUGAUAAUGAUUCGAACGAAUCUUCACCUCUAAAAGAAGACCAAGAUUUCAUUCAACAUAUUCCUAGUCCUUCCAAGAAAGUUAAGUCUUCUUUCACUCCAACUCCACAUGAUAAUCAACAUGUUUUUGCUUUUUGUGAUGGUGAAAAGGGUGUUAUAGGUGAUUUGGUUUCUGGGUCUUGUGUAUGUGAUGGGAAUAAUGAGGAUUUAGCCACAAAGAUUGGGGAUUUUGAUACUGUGCAAAAUAAAGAAAUGUUGGCUUCUUCUUGUGGAUGUGAUGUGAAUAGUGAGGAAUUUUCAACUAAGGUUGGGGAUUUGGAUGUUCAAUUUCAAGAAACUGAGAAGAAGCAAGAAAUCUUUGCUUCUUCUGCUCAAGAACAAGCUCUUCUUUAUGAUUUGGUUUCCGAGUCUUUUGUAUGUGAUGUGAAUAGUGUAGACUUCUCAAAAACGGCUGAGAAUUUGGAUGUUCAGUUGCAAGAAACUGACAAUUUUGUGUCUGUUGGUGAAGCAGGAACUGAACAAGUAGUUAAUAAUGGGGUCAUAGAGGUAUGUAAAACCAUGGAAGUUGGAAAGGAUUCCGUCCUUGAAGAGAGUAAGGAGACUAUGUUGGAAGCCAAGAAGAAGCAGUUGUUGGCAAAAGUUGAGGGUGGUUCACUUUUUAAAGACAAGAACCGUGUGGAUAGUUCUUUGGGUUUUGAAAAUACUGUCGGAAUCUUGGGUGGUCUUAAAGGAAUUGAUGAGUCCGUCAAACGUUCAUUGAAGGUUCAAGUGAUUGAUGAUACGGCACUGAUUGGUACUGUUCCAGUUAUGAAAUCUUGUAAUGUUUGUGUAAAGAAUGCAGAGGGGAAUGUGAAAACGAAUGAGAAGCAAGAAGCUGAUGGAAAGAAGGGAAAUCGGCAAAGAAGAAAGAGGAAGGGAGUCAAAAAGGGUUUGAUGGUCAAUGAUGAGCAAACUAAAAUGACCCAUGUUGGAAACGAUUACAGUGGUGGUCAAAACAAUGGGGGUCAAGUAAAGAAGUUCUCGAGGGAGGAGAUGGAGGCCCUGAGAUUCGUGAACAUUGUUCAACAGAGGCAAUUUUGGAAAGAUAUUUACACUGGGCUCGGGGAUGCUGUUGUAAAGGAGUAUGAUGGCCUGGCAAGCUCAAGGCAUCAUCAGAAUAAUGCUGGCUUGAACUUUGAUCCACGGAAACAGUUUGGGAAGACUGAACUUGCCCCUGGUAUUCUUGUUUCAGGGGAAGUAUGUUCUGAAAAUGACGACGAAUUACAGAACAUGGGAGUGAAUGAGGUAAAAAACAUGACGAAUUUUGAUCCUAGAUUUAGUAAAAAUAUUGGGAGUGAAGAUGCCUACAUGGAAGGUGAGUCUUAUGAAGAAGAGAACAGCGAUGAAGAUUAUGGUAGCAUCCAGAGGCCUGCCUUUCAUGUAGAAGGAGAACCAGAUUUUGAUUCUGGACCUCCAGAAGAUGGUCUAGAAUAUCUUAGGCGAGUCAGGUGGGAAGCUUCUCAUAUUCAUAAAAUUAAGGUGGUAAAGCUUGACAGAAGUAAAGUGAACAAAGAACAAAGUAUUUAUAUGCCUCAGAUUCCUGAGAUUACCAAGUGCCCAGAGCAUUUAAUGCCAUUGAAGCAGUGGGAGGAUGCCUUUCUUUCUGAUUUUUCCAAUCUACGGAUGUAUUUAUCUCGCGAUGAGGAUUCCAGCUCUGAAAUUUCAUGUAAGCUGCAAUCACUGGCUAUCGACCAGGCUAAUGCUUGGGACGAUGAAAUAUCAAGGUGCUUUGAGAAUGCAAUUUCGACUUCCGUCAGUGAUUCUUCUAGCAGUAACCCUACACUGUCUUCAAUUUCAGCUAUGGAUGCUGUGAAACGAGUUUCAAUGCUGAGGAAGCGCAUAAGCUUGAUAGAAACCGUUGAUACACUAUCGAAAGAUGAUUGUAUGUGGCUUUUUGCUCUCUGUGCGGCAGUUGAUACACCGGUAAAUGCAGACACAUGCGCGGCCCUUAGGAGUCUGCUUCGCAAGUGUGCUAGCAUGCGAGCUGCAAAACCUGAAGUAGAUGAUGAGGUCGUAAUGCUUAAUAUUCUAAUAACUAUUUCAGGAAGAUAUUUUGGACAGUUUGGAUGAUGAAUGAAGUUGGUCCGUGCUGCUUUUAGUUUAUGUAUAUGAAUUUUAAUAUUCAUUAUCCCAUUCCCAUAUUCAAAUAUGUAUCGACUUUCCUGGUAACUCCUGCAUUUGUUUGACUGUCUAAUACACUUUUAAUGAGUAUGAGUAUAAUUUGAUAUUCUUAUUA
This is a messenger RNA of Mercurialis annua (annual mercury), 2515 nucleotides long. RefSeq lists its product as uncharacterized. Lineage: Eukaryota; Viridiplantae; Streptophyta; Magnoliopsida; Malpighiales; Euphorbiaceae. The transcript is spliced from 4 exons. Gene Ontology annotation, cellular component: nucleus; SMN complex. Bases 100 to 2349 code for a protein of 749 amino acids. Gene Ontology annotation, biological process: spliceosomal snRNP assembly. The record is from RefSeq and is a predicted model, not a curated record.